CUGCGCGGUAACCGCCUCCCGCCUGUGCGCUUGGCUGUGUGCUCCGAGGCGCGGGCUCCGCGGCAGGCGCUCCGGGUCUCCUGAGGAAGAUCCAGUGGGACAGAAGGGGACAGGCCUGGGGCAGCAGCACAGUGAGGAAAACCCUACACUCCAGGGUCAGCUGGGGAUCCCCACCGUUGCGCCAUGCCGGGCCACACAUGGCCUGCCGCCACCCUGGCCUCCGCACCCAAGUGGCCAUGAACGGCCACAGCCACAAUGGCAGCGCGGGGCGGCCGCUGGGCAGUGGGCCAGGUGUGCUGGGCCGCGAGCCCCCAGACCCCGAGGCCGGCCGCCCCAUGCAGCCUCCGCACAGCCCAGGCCUGCAGGUGCUGGUGUCCAAGGGUGAGCCUGCCCGGCCAUCCCCCGGCAGUACCCGCGGGCAGCCCCAGGACCAGGCAGAGGACGAGGAGGAGGAAGAGGAGGAGGAUGACAGCGGCCACCGGGGGAAGCCGCCCACUGCAGGCCACCGCCUGGGCCACCGGCGGGCGCUGUUUGAGAAGCGGAAGCGGCUCAGUGAUUAUGCACUGAUCUUCGGCAUGUUUGGCAUUGUUGUCAUGGUGACUGAGACUGAGCUGUCCUGGGGCGUCUACACCAAGGCGUCUCUGUACUCCUUUGCCCUGAAAUGCCUCAUCAGCCUGUCCACCAUCAUCCUGCUGGGCCUAGUUGUGCUGUACCACGCCCGGGAAAUCCAGCUGUUCAUGGCAGACAACGGCGCGGACGACUGGCGCAUUGCCAUGACCCGCGAGCGCGUCUUCCUCAUCUCGCUGGAGCUGGCGGUGUGUGCCAUCCACCCGGUGCCCGGCCACUCCCGCUUCACCUGGACUGCGCGGCUGGCCUUCACGUACGCGCCGUCGGUGGCCGAGGCCGACGUGGAUGUGCUACUGUCCAUCCCCAUGUUCCUGCGCCUCUACCUGCUGGGCCGCGUCAUGCUGCUGCACAGCAAGGUCUUCACGGACGCCUCCUCGCGCAGCAUCGGCGCGCUCAACAAGAUCACGUUCAACACGCGCUUCGUCAUGAAGACGCUCAUGACCAUCUGCCCCGGCACCGUGCUGCUGGUGUUCAGCAUCUCGUCCUGGGUCAUCGCAGCCUGGACCGUGCGCGUGUGCGAGAGGUACCACGACAAGCAAGAGGUCACCAGCAACUUCCUGGGGGCCAUGUGGCUCAUCUCCAUCACCUUCCUGUCCAUCGGCUAUGGUGACAUGGUGCCGCACACCUACUGUGGGAAGGGCGUGUGCCUGCUCACCGGCAUCAUGGGAGCUGGCUGUACCGCGCUGGUGGUGGCUGUGGUGGCCCGGAAGCUGGAGCUCACCAAGGCAGAGAAGCAUGUGCACAACUUCAUGAUGGACACUCAGCUCACCAAGCGGGUAAAAAACGCCGCUGCUAAUGUUCUCAGGGAGACAUGGCUCAUCUACAAACACACCAGGCUGGUAAAGAAGCCAGACCAAGCCCGGGUUCGGAAACACCAGCGUAAGUUCCUCCAAGCCAUCCAUCAGGCUCAGAAGCUCCGAAGUGUGAAAAUCGAGCAAGGGAGGCUGAACGACCAGGCCAACUCGCUGGCUGACCUGGCCAAGACCCAGGGUGCCAUGUAUGAGCUGCUGUCGGAGCUGCACGCCCAGCAUGAGGAGCUCGAGGCCCGCCUGGCCGCACUCGAGGCCCGCCUGGACUCGCUGGGUGUCUCCCUUCAGGCCCUGCCCAGCCUUGUCGCCCAAGCCACCCGGCCACCCCCACCACCCCGGCCCGGCCCAGCAGCCCCAAGCCCACCCCACCGCUGGCUGCCCACCAGCUCUUCCGACUGUGGGUGACGCCUGCCCACCCAGACCUCAAUCUUGGCCAUUGUGUGGUCGCCCCUCACCAGGGCUGAAGACACAGGAGCUGGUCCCCUGGACCGAGGGGCAUCCUCUGGUCACCAGCCCAGGACUGUCCCUGGCCCCUGACGGGUAUCGAGGAGCAGGGAGGAGUCCUUACCUGUCCUCAGUAAAGCCAGACCCACCGGGCACUGCCUUUUGGUGAGCCCUGCACACACAAGGCACAGUGCACAGUGGCUCCAAGGACACCAGCUCUGUGACUGAACUUGCCUGGAGCCACACUGGACACCUUCAGGUGGGGACAGCUCCUUGGUACCAUCAAUACCACCUCAUCUGCCGCCACCUGGCACGUGGCUCGGACCUAGCCAGAAGAAGGCAGCAGAUAACUGAGACGUUGGCCCAUGUCCAGUGGGGGCAGGGACGUGGGUGAGGGGCUGUCCACUUGCCACUGGACUCCAGUUGGACACCUGGUGUGUGCAAGGCCUGUGGUGUGACUUCAGAACACAACCAGGGCAGGUGGUGUCGGGAGGGGAACACAGGCUCAGAGGGGCAAAUCCACUUGCCCAGGGCCACACAGUGCAGAGGGAUGGAGCCAUACAUAAUUCCAGAUGGGGAGUACGAGGCCCAGAGGUGGGCCUCCAACUGGGUGUGACGGCACAUACUUGUAAUCUCAGCACCUGGGAGGCUGAAGCAGGAGGAUCACGGAAAUUUUGAGGCCAA
Molecule: messenger RNA, 2564 nt
Organism: Octodon degus (degu)
Lineage: Eukaryota; Metazoa; Chordata; Mammalia; Rodentia; Octodontidae
Gene: Kcnn1
Product: potassium calcium-activated channel subfamily N member 1
Exons: 11
Coding region: 198-1841 (547 amino acids)
Biological process (GO): potassium ion transmembrane transport
Cellular component (GO): neuron projection; plasma membrane; neuronal cell body
Molecular function (GO): small conductance calcium-activated potassium channel activity; calmodulin binding
Source: RefSeq, a predicted model, not a curated record